AAUGAGAGCGCCGGCGCCGGGAGGUGCAGCGAUGCCGGCUCACUCUGCAUGGAUCUCACCAACCUUGUGACCUGGGCACACACUCAUGGCACCAUAUGCAAGCAAAUCCCAGCCUUGGAAAUUGUGCAGAACGUGGGUCAUGCGAGCAAGGCCAACUCUGUGCUGUGGAUCUGUGGAGCUGGACACGCGUAUCACUGGCAGUGUGAAAAACUCUACCUCAGAAGCAGAGAGGAGAAUGAAACUGCAGAGAAGAGGAAGAGGUCAGCGUCUUGUGAGGCUGCAGCAAGGGAAGCUAACUUCCAUGAAAAGAGGUUCCGGGUGACCCCAUCUGUUGAGUGGGGCAAAGGAGAUGCUGUUAGCACAGGGUCACGUAGCAGAUCUCCGGGGGGCACUCAGCAGAAGGACGAUGCAGUCUACAUAAUGCAUAAUGAGCUAUCACCCAGUAAGAAUUUGAAGCCUGGCAAAUCCAUGAAAUCAGGCUUUGCAGCAGAGCACCAGGCCUCAGUAUCUAUUGGGGAAGCCCAAACCAACAGACCUCAGGUGAAGCAAGAAAGCAACAAAGAUCUACAAAUCAUCUCUGAUGAAGAACAGUGUGUGUCAGAUGCAGAUGACCAAGGAGGUGGAAUCAACCAGAAUGUUCUGUCGGAAUCACCAGUGAAGGGUGGAACUGCUGAGGUAGAUUCACUAGUGCAUCACAGUCAAAAGACAGCAUUUAACAAGCCAACAGCCACCCAAAGACCUGGCUUUGCCCCCACAGGAAAGCUGUCCCCACGUCUUGCCUGCAUUCUGAACCCCCCUCUCAGCGACCAAGAGAGCCUGGACAGCAGCUUCCUGAGGCUGGGUCCUCCUCUUCGUCCUGCAGGGUCAGUAAUGGAAGCUUCUAGAGCAAGAAAUCCCUCUGGGUCAGCAAUGCUGAAAGAAUAUGUCAAAUCUGUUCCUGCCUCCAGCACUGACGCAAAGGCCCAACUUGAGUCCCCCACCUCUGUGGCAUUCUUUGAGUUUGAAGCCAGUGUAGACAUCCAGCAGGAACUCCAGCUGAGCCCUCUGGAGCACAGCAUGCCAAGAAUUGACUUCAGUGAGAAUGGUCCUGACAACCCUGGUGAGGAGGGUGAACCUCUGGGAUCUGGGCAGGCCCCUCAUCCUUCAGGCUCACUGAAUCCAGAGAGCAGGAACACAGAGCAGCCAUCCACAGCUAGAGCUGUGUCUUCUCUUUCAGGUGUGUUGAAGAAGGCUGAGAAGAAGAGAAACCGUAACUCUGGUGAUAUAAAAGUGUUCAAGGACUGGCUGGUUCUCCAUUGCCCCUUAGAAACACGGGAGGUCUAUAAGCUGCCACCCCAAGACCUUGAUAAUUACCUGGCCUUGUUUUACAGCUCUGCAAAGAGACAGAAUGGCACAGACUUCUCCCCCUGGUCCCUGCACUUCUUACAGAGCAGCAUAGAGAGGUACCUCAAGGAUCACAGCUACAAGUACAGCGUGGUGCGAGGGCUGGAAUUCCGAGCGUCCCAGGAAGCCCUGAAACUGAAACACCAGCAUCUGUCUCAGAAAGAGAGGGAGGGAGCAUGGAGUAUUCUGGAGAACCUGACAGAUGAGGAUGUGGAAAGCCUCCGGAAGAAGGGACUUUUAGGUAAGAUUCACCCUCAGGCCUUUUUGCACCUCAUGUUCACAAACAUCAUCAGGGGGUUUGGGGCACGUACACACACUCAGAGCCACAACCUGUGCUGGGGCCAGCUUGUGCUGACGAGGAAUGAGGGAGAGCCAGAGUACUUGGAGUGGAAGGACAAUCUGAGCACAGAGCCGAGCACAGGGGCCUCGGGCCCACGUCUCUUUGCCAAGCCUGACGAUCCAGGUAACUGUCCAGUGGCAGAUUACAAGGAGUACAGCAAGAGAAGGCCACUGGAUAUGCUCAACGACCACGAUCCACUUUACCUGGCUCCCAAGCCACUGUGCUCCGUCUGGGACCAGGUGUGGUACUGUAGGAAGCCACUUACAAAAGCCAAAAUGGAAAAGAUGCUGAAAAUUCUCAUCCAGCAAGUCAAAAGAUCCGUGAAGUCCAAGAAGUAA
Molecule: messenger RNA, 2061 nt
Organism: Nestor notabilis (Kea)
Lineage: Eukaryota; Metazoa; Chordata; Aves; Psittaciformes; Psittacidae
Exons: 2
Source: RefSeq, a predicted model, not a curated record